CCUCCUCCUCCUCCAGCCGAGGAAGGGAACAUGGUGGACGGCGGACGCGUGAACCGCGGCGGAGGAGACGGUUGCUACUCCUCCUUCUCCUCCUCUUCCUGAGGGGCUCCCCAGGCCUCCCCUCCAUUGCUGCAGCCGCCUCAGGAUUUGUUCAGAGGAGGUUUGCCAUUGCCUUCCCCUGAGGAUGAGAGCGUGAGCCUGAGGCUGAGAGCAAGGUCACCCAAAGAGUUUCUGUGGCCAAGCUGGGAAUCGAAUGCUGGUCUUCAGAGUUGUAGUCCAAUGCUCAAGCCACUACGCCACACUUGUUUGAUGCCAGUGACUACAGGGAAUCCCAGACACAACUAUGAUAGAAGAUAAAGGCCCAAGAGUUGUGGACUAUUUUGUAGUGGCAGGACUCACCGAUACAUCAACACUUCUGGAUCAAGAAAUAAAUCGUUCUGAAACAAAGUCCCUUGGUCCGAAGGCUCCAAUUACAGAUCUUGCUGUCAUCAUCAAGUCAGCAGGUGAAACGGUUCCUGAGGGAUACACGUGUGUCGAAUCCACUCCAACAGCACUUCAAGCCAACUUGAACUAUGGGAGUCUUAAAAGUCCAGAGCUUUUUCUUUGCUACAAGAGGAGCAGGGACAAGCCACCUCUUACUGAUGUUGGAGUUUUAUAUGAAGGAAAGGAGCGUUUAAUGCCAGGUUGUGAGGUGAUCCAGGCUACUCCAUAUGGCCGUUGUGCUAAUGUCAAUAACAGUUCAGCCACUUCCCAGCGGAUCUUCAUCACCUAUCGGAGGGCUCUUCCAGUACGACCUCAGAACUCCUUGGCUGUUACAGACAUCUGUGUUAUUGUAACCAGCAAAGGAGAAACCCCUCCUCAUACUUUCUGCAAAGUUGACAAGAAUCUAAAUUGUGGCAUGUGGGGUUCCAGUGUAUACCUGUGCUAUAAGAAGUCUGUUCCAGCUUCUAAUUCAAUUGCAUAUAAAGCAGGCCUAAUAUUCAGAUAUCCAGAAGAUGACUACGAGUCCUUUCCCUUGUCAGAAUCCGUACCUCUGUUUUGUCUUCCAAUGGGAGCUACCAUUGAAUGCUGGGAUUCCCAAACCAAAUAUCCACUACCUGUAUUCUCAACAUUUGUUUUGACUGCUUCAUCUGCAGAAAAGGUAUAUGGGGCUGCUAUUCAGUUUUACGAGCCUUACUCACGAGAGCUGCUAACGGAAAAGCAGCACAUGCAGCUGGGCCUCUUGACAGCAGUAGAGAGAAAAGUAGUUACUUCCAAAUCCAUAAAUUCCAAUAAAUGUAUCUGCCUUCUAUCACACUGGCCUUUCUUUGACGCCUUCAGAAAAUUCCUCAUGUUCAUCUAUAAGUUGUCUGUGUCUGGACCGCAUCCUCUUCCAAUUGAAAAGCAUAUAUCCCAUUUCAUGCAUAACAUACCUUUCCCAUCUCCUCAAAGACCAAGAAUCCUUGUACAGCUUUCUGCACAUGAUGCAUUAAUACUGUCUCAGCCAGUUGCUACACCCCUGCCACUCAGUGGAGCAAACUUCAGCACUCUGCUAAUGAAUCUUGGACCAGAAAACUGUGCCACUUUGCUCCUCUUUGUGUUGCUGGAGGGCAAGAUCCUGCUACACUCUCUCCGUCCAGCUGUACUGACUGGUGUAGCUGAAGCUGUGGCUGCUAUGAUCUUUCCAUUUCAGUGGCAAUGUCCCUACAUCCCCCUCUGUCCUUUGUCUCUGGCAACGGUGCUCAGUGCUCCUGUCCCAUUUAUAGUUGGAGUUGAUUCACGGUACUUUGAUCUGUAUGACCCACCACAGGAUGUUGUUUGCAUUGACUUAGACACAAAUAUGGUGUACAUCUCUGAUGACAAGAAGAGCAUGAAUUGGAAACAGCUUCCCAAGAAACCAUGCAAAAACCUUCUCAGCACCUUAAAAAAACUGCAUCCACAACUGGCAUUAGUUCACAGAAAGGCUCAAGAAGGCUCUGCAGUUGAGAUGACACCUAUAGAGGCAGACUUCUCAUGGCAGAAAAAGAUGACACAAUUUGAAAUGGAGAUUCAGGAAGCCUUUCUGCGUUUCAUGGCAUCUAUUUUAAAGGGCUAUAGAACAUUCCUCAAACCAAUCACACAGGCACCUUCAAAUAAAGCCACUGCUUCAGACUCCUUGUUUGACCUUCAAGGAUUUUUAAAAAGUAGAGACCGUGCCUACACAAAAUUCUACACGGUCUUAACAAAGACACAGAUAUUUAGCCGCUUCAUAGAAGAAUGCAGUUUUGUGAGUGACAAAGAUACCGGAUUGGCUUUUUUUGAUGACUGUGUAGAAAAGCUUUUUCCUGAGAAAGGAUCAGAAAAAGGAGAUAAGGUUGAUCUCGACUCUGCAGAGGAUACACGGUUGAUUGAGCUUGAUGAAUCCCAGAAGAGUGAACACACAGUGUUUAUAAUGCCACCGGAGCCACCUCCUGAAGAUGAACAAGAGAGGUUGCCAAAGUACAGCUAUAAAACCUUCCCUAGGCUAGAGUUAAAGCUCUUUGACAGACCACGGGAGCUCAGGCUUUCAUUCAGGAGACACCCAGUUGGAAGCAACGUUUUGAAUAGUCCAGCACUCAUGGCAAAGAGGACAAAACAGGAGAUAAAAGCUGCCCACAAAUUAGCCAAGAGGUACUACACAAGCCCUCCACAAUGGGCCAAGUGCCUCUUCAGCCAUUGUUACAGCUUAUGGUUCAUUUGUCUCCCAGCGUACGUUAGAGUAUUCCAUCCCAAGAUCAAAGCUUUACAGCAAGCAUAUGAUGUCCUUAUCAAAAUGAAGAAAACUGAUGCAGAGCCACUAGAUGAAGUUUGCUAUAGAGUUGUAAUGCUGCUCUGUGGCCUUUGGGGCCAUCCUGUUCUGGCUGUGCGGGUUCUCUUUGAAAUGAAAAGUGCUGGCAUACAACCGAAUGCAAUCACUUAUGGUUACUACAACAAGGCAGUUUUGGAGAGCCCAUGGCCUAGCAGUAAUCGCAGUGGCAUAUUUCUCUGGACAAAGUUGCGGAAUGUGGUACACAGCAUGGCACAAUUUAAGCAAUGUCUCAAAAAGUCUACAUGCAGUUCACAGGUUGCUUCAGUACCAGCUCCUCGGAUGGUCACUGGUGGAAGUGAUGGGGACACGGUGAGCCAUGGUAGUGUGGAUAGUUCUAAUGAUGCUAACAGUGGGGAGCACACACUCUUCGUCAGAGACUUAGUCAGGCUUGAUUCCAUUGAUAAUCACUCUAGCACAGGUGGCCAGUCGGAUCAAGGCUAUGGUUCUAAAGAUGAACUUAUAAAGGAUGAUGGAGAUAGUGUUCAUUCAACAGAUCUACUUGUAAAGAAAGAGCUUGCUACUAAAGAUGAAGAUUUAAUUGGAGAAUUUUGUGGUGCCAGUGAUUCUCUUGAAAAGCAGCAUCCUAAUGCAGAACCGCACAGUUCAGUGGAAGUGCCAUUGCAUCCUUCAAGCAGUAUUGUGAAAGUUCCCUCUGGCAUUUUUGACAGCACCCGCAGGAAGAGUAGUGUUGGAACUGCAAUCAGCCCGCUGCUCAUAGCUCAAGAUUUAGUAGAAGAUCCAGUGUUUGAUUACAAUACUUCUCCCAAGAGAACAAGUGAAAAAGGAAAGAAAAGACAGAAGCUAUUUUCAGAAAGGAGUUGCAGCUUUAGCACUGAAAGCAGGGCAGGCAUGUUGCUGAAAAAAAGCAGCUUGGAUUCUAACUUCAGUGAGGCAGCAAUCAUGAUGGGCGCGGAUGCAAAGAUCCUUACAGCAGCACUGUCCGUGUCAAAAACAUCACCAUCUCACAGUUUUGACAAUGCAGGUGGUGCACAAUUCUUCUGUGGUACAGAUACAGAUAGGACUGGUGCGAAUGAAAAUGUUUGGGAAACAGAUUCCAGAUCUUCACCUGUUUUGGAGGAGCCUGAGGAGGGGCAGGAACAGCUCAGGAAUGGUCAUGACACCAGUGCAGCCAAAGCAGAGGGCAUGAACUUAAAUCAUCUUGAUGCUAGUCAAUCCAAGCCUAAGAAAACUGAAUCCAAAGAGGCAGUGAAUAAGAGAAAUAGUUUUUAUGGCAUAGCCAAACCUGUUGAAAGGGAAGAUGUUCAGGUGGGGUUGGACCCUUUAUCAUUGCUGGCAACUGAGACAGUAGAACCCAAACCUUCUGAACAAGAAGAAAAAAUGAUGUCACCAGUUGUAGUCCGCAAUCUGGCAGAUGAAAUUGAAAGCUACAUGAACCUGAAAAGUCCUCUGGGAAGCAAAUCAUCCAGCAUGGAAUUGCACAGGAAUGAAAGCAACCAAGAGGCCGUCUCUCCUGGUUCAUUAGGACAUUCUUUAGAGAGGAGAUCAAGCUUGCCUUCUGAUUCCACUCCAGCACCUCAAGUUCAGCAUGCCACUCGGAAAAGUCCAGCUGUUUCCAGGUCCAAAACCUUUACUGGAAGACCAAAGCAACUAGCUCUUUCACGUGCCCAGAAAGAACGGUCUAUAUCUUUAACAGGGCUGGGUCGUUCUUCACCACAGGCUUCAUUAGGUGCAGUAGUUACAUCACUGUCAGGCCUGAAGCUAGACCACAUAUUAUCUGGCCCUAAAAUAGAUGUCCUAAAGUCUGGCAUGAAACAAGCAGCUAAUGUAGCCAGCAAAGUGUGGGGAGCUGUGUCCUCAGCAUACAGCUAUUCAGAUGAUGAGGAAGAAAACAGUCAACCUGAUUUUACCUUUCCUGCUGGGUUUGAAGAUCAAAUUUUAGGUGUCUGUCAGUCACCAAAAACAGGAAUCACAGGGCUUGCAGCUAGUGAACUUGCCCAAAGUACCACCAGCCUGGGAAGCAGCAGCAGCAGUGGAGACACAGGAAAGCCACACUAUCAAACAGGUGAAGUUCUCUUCCCAAGAGGUCUGAAGGCUCCAGAUUCUGAUAAGUCUGAACAUGGCUCUUCACACAAUACCAGUUUGUCCAGCAUCUUCCAGAAUUGUGCAAUGGAGGUCUUAAUGUCAAGUUGCUCUCAGUGUCGCGCCUGUGGAGCACUCGUUUAUGAUGAAGAAAUCAUGGCAGGAUGGACUGCAGAUGACUCCAAUCUGAAUACUACCUGCCCAUUUUGCAGAAGCACUUUCUUACCUCUUCUUAAUGUGGAGUUUAAAGACUUGCGUGGUCUUGCUAGCCUGCUUUUGAAACCAAGUACCUCUGGUGACAGUUUACACAGCAGUAACAUUCCAUUAACCACUGAUUCCUUGGAGCAGAAGCCUGUUUCCAGUCCUGCCACUGACUUUAUGAGUUUUUCAGAAACCUCCAAUGCCAAUCAGACCAUCACUGAAGAAAGCAGCACCACAGCAGUGCAGAGUACUGGUAUAGAGGCAGCAGAGGUUAGAGAUCUCAAAGACGCCCGGCCAUCUGUUACAAGCAACACAUCAAAACGAGGGACUUCUCUGACUCGGAGCCACAGUGUUGGUGGCCCCUUGCAAAAUAUUGAUCUCCUCCAGAGGCCAUUUCAUGGAAUUUCAACAGUGAGCCUGCCUAACAGUUUGCAGGAAACUGUGGAUCCCAUGCCAAAAAGGACAAAUCCUCUGCCUCUUUCUGUGCCCUAUUUGAGUCCAUUGGUACUUCGGAAAGAGUUAGAAUCUUUGUUGGAGAAUGAGGGAGAACAAGUGAUCCAUACCUCAACGUUCAUCAAUCAACAUCCUAUUAUUUUCUGGAAUUUAGUGUGGUAUUUCCGGCGUCUGGACCUCCCAAGUAACUUGCCAGGACUUAUUCUGACAUCAGAACACUGUAAUGAGGGUGUGCAGCUUCCUCUGUCAAACCUUUCUCAAGACAGCAAGUUAGUGUAUAUCCAGUUACUGUGGGACAACAUCAAUCUUCAUCAAGAACCUGGAGAGCCCCUGUAUGUCUCCUGGAGAAAUCUCAAUUCCUCUGAGAAAAAACCCCCAGUGAAUUCAGAAGAGCAACAAGCAAUAAGCACUUUAGUUGACAAUAUCAAACUGAGUAUUCAGCAUAAUGACGUCAUUAAACCAAUAAACCUCCUUGUGGAGAAAGUUAAGCAGGAUGGAAAACGACAAAGGAGUUUUUACAGAGAAAUCCUUUUCCUGUCUCUGGUGUCCCUUGGGAGAGAGAAUAUUGACAUUGAGGCUUUUGACAACGAGUACAGAGCUGCAUAUAAAAGCCUUCCAAAAGAAGUCCUUGAAAAGAUGCUAACGAUAGAUGCACCACCCAGCAGUAGUGUUGAGUGGUGCAGGAAAUGCUUUGGAGCACCAGUCAUUUAAACUACCAUCAAGUAUGAUGAAAAACAAAGGAGGAAACAAAACUGGGAAUGUACUGAUGUGGAUCCAGGUUCCACAACCUGAGGUAAAGUGGCUGCGCCCAGUCCAUUUCAGGAGUAAAUGUAGCACUCUUCUGUGACAGUUUGGUAAUCAUACUAGCCCAUGACAUAAAGUAAAUAUGCUAGUUCAAAGAACCACUUGGUUUUGAAUUGACCAUUAAUUUUACAUACACACUCUCUAUUCCAUCCUUUUCCAUCUCAUGUCUGGAAGAAAAUGACAGUGGAAACUGACAUUUAUUUGGUGACUUCCUUUUAAAGACUUGGGAUGUUAGAAUAUUUCAUUUUAGCUGCCCAUUUGCCCAAGAGCACAUUAAAUUAAUUUAUGUAAGGAAGAGCCCUUGUUUAAAGAGGCAUCUGUUCACUGCAUGUAUGUUUCAAUUGUGAAUUGCCAUUCUUUUCCCUUGGACUAGAAUAUCAAACUGUCAGUUUUGUUAAUACCCAUUAUCUCUAAAUCAGUCACCAUCCUGGGCCAUAGUUAAAAUGUAGCCUUGGUUUUGGUUCUUGUAAACUUGUUAUUUACUCAUUUUCAUACUAUACUACAGUACUUUAAAUAAUUUUAAACUGUAUAUACAAUUGUUAUUUUCUCCCAAACAAUGAUGGGUUUCUACCCUGAGUGAUUCUAAGGCCUUUGUGUAAAAGAAAGUGGAGAGUAAAUGAAUCUAGGGUACAUAAAAGGGUAUGAAAGGGUAUACCAUAUACUUUUUUAGAAUUCAUGUAAAAGUAUAAAUAUGCACAUGUGUAUGGGAAGGGGGCAAAGAAAGCUUCAGGUGCACUAAUGCCUCAUCCAUGCUCAUCUUUCUAACCUGUGGGACAAUAUAUAUUUUUUGCACUGUCCAAGUUAAAUUCUUUUAUCAUAAAUGUAUUUAUACUCACACACUUGAAGAUGUGUUUACUGAGAGUGAAAAAAAUUUGUAAAUGUUCUUAAAUUUUUUAAUAUCCCUGGUUAACUGCCAGUUGGUCUUGGAGGGGGGGGGGUUACUUGGAUUUACACCCUGUAUUUCUUGACAGUCCAUGGAUGUUUAUCUAACAUCUGACAGCAUUGGUGUGUAGUAGUCCUGCUUCUGUUCAGCCCACAGGGUGCUGUAAACCUUAGGGAUGUUCAUGGAUUGCUUUAUGAAGCAGAUCCACAGGGAGGAAUUUUGUGGAUAAUGAUUAAAGCACAAACCAAUUGUGGUUAUGAGUGCAUUCUGCCUAUAGUCAUCUUUAUGUUUCAUACUUUUGUAGUACUAGCACAAAAAUACAGCGCAAAGCUGGGCAGGAUUGUGAGCAUUUUAAUUACAACACAAUCAUCCAGUCUAGCAGUGAGAAUUUUGCACUUGUCAGAACAGUUUGGCACUUUAGGUUCAAAUAUAUCUUCUGUUAAUGCUAAGCAAUGUUUCAGAAUAUAUUUGCCGAGAAUGUUUUUAAUGUGCCCUUCAAAAAGCAUAGUACGUUAGCAGUGUCCAUUGUGUCCCUGCUGUUUCUCAAAAUGCAGAUCACUAGUGUCUUAAACUUGCCUGUAGAAUUGGUUGGUAGUUGUUUUUAUCUCUUAUCCCUCUUCCCUAAAUGCUAUGAAUUUUCACAUACAAAUGAUUGUUAAUAAAAUAAACCCUUACAAAAACA
This is a messenger RNA of Sceloporus undulatus (fence lizard), 7869 nucleotides long. RefSeq names its product DENN domain containing 4C (gene DENND4C). NCBI's taxonomy places the organism in Eukaryota, Metazoa, Chordata, Lepidosauria, Squamata, Phrynosomatidae. The coding region runs from base 344 to 6211 and encodes 1955 amino acids. Gene Ontology annotation, molecular function: protein binding. Gene Ontology annotation, cellular component: cytoplasmic vesicle. The record is from RefSeq and is a predicted model, not a curated record. The transcript is spliced from 34 exons. Gene Ontology annotation, biological process: regulation of Rab protein signal transduction.